Parastagonospora nodorum SN15 is the source of this 909-nucleotide messenger RNA. RefSeq lists its product as hypothetical. NCBI's taxonomy places the organism in Eukaryota, Fungi, Ascomycota, Dothideomycetes, Pleosporales, Phaeosphaeriaceae. The transcript has 2 exons. The record is from RefSeq and is a predicted model, not a curated record. The coding region runs from base 1 to 909 and encodes 302 amino acids.
AUGCGCGUUACUUCUCCUACUGUUCUGAGCAUUCUUGCCUCGGGCUUCUUCGUAUCUGCUGCGCCAGCGAAAGGAUGCAACCGCGUGGACGCAGUCUACAUGCUACUAAAAGGCUCACUGCAGUCUCAAGCUUCUUCUCUCUGUGUCCAAUUCCUUGGCGGUGACCAGACUGUUGUGCAGACUCAGAUUCAGACCGUGACAGGACCGGCGCGCAUUGCUACCAUCACAGCCCCUGACGAGACUCAAACGAUCGAUGUCGAAGUCACCAACGUCAACCAAGUCUACAGCACUGAGACGGUCUAUCUCCCACCGCCAACCACAACUCAAACGGUCACCGUAGUCGGUCCAACCCAGACUAUCUACCAGAAGCGCGGAAACCAUGUCGCGCUCCCACCAAAGCUUGCAUCCUUUGCAUCGUCACGUAUAUCAAGUGCGUGCAGCUGCAUCGCCACCCCAACCACCCGCACCAUUUCCGAUAUCCAAACAUUCACAAUCCCCGGUUCACAAGCCACAACAAAACUCCCCGGCGCAACCAUCUCCGUCACACUGACCAAGACACUCCAAAUCACCUCUGUAUCCUACACAACCACCACCCUACCAGCAACCACAACCAUCAUCGCAACCGCCACAACCACCGUGCGCCCUAUCCUCGUCAAACAAAAAAUCUGCAACGCCAAAGGCCUGCCUGGUAGCAAUGCAUUCAACUACGGCGCGAACUUCAAUACUAACCAGGAUGCUUGCGUCGCGUCGUGCAAGACGGACACGCGCUGCUUGGCGACGGGGUUUUAUCUUGUGACGGACCCGUCGACUGGCACCACGACUGGCACGUGUAGGAAGUACGAUAAGGCAGUGGUAGACUCUGCGGAUUUGGGGUUCGGGUAUUAUAAUUUCAACGACAAGGCUUGUUGA